Messenger RNA from Colletotrichum graminicola M1.001, 1008 nucleotides. RefSeq names its product 3-hydroxyisobutyrate dehydrogenase. The record is from RefSeq and is a predicted model, not a curated record. Gene Ontology annotation, biological process: L-valine catabolic process. Gene Ontology annotation, cellular component: mitochondrion. Bases 1 to 1008 code for a protein of 335 amino acids. Gene Ontology annotation, molecular function: NADP binding; 3-hydroxyisobutyrate dehydrogenase activity; NAD binding. NCBI's taxonomy places the organism in Eukaryota, Fungi, Ascomycota, Sordariomycetes, Glomerellales, Glomerellaceae. The transcript is spliced from 3 exons.
AUGCGGGCUCCCACGACGUUGCGGACUAUCAGGCUUGUCCAGCGGCGCGGCUUCGCGACGACGACGCCGCGGCUGGAGAGCUAUGGCUUCAUCGGGCUCGGACAGAUGGGUUACCAAAUGGCUAAGAACCUCCAGUCAAAGCUAAGUCCCAAGGAUGAGAUCCGCAUCUUCGACAUCAACAAAACCGCCGUCUCGAACCUGGCCGGAGAGAUGGAACAGUCGCAGGCCGGCGGCGCAAAGGUAGCCGUCGUCAGCACCGCGAGAGACGCCUCGACAGACGCUGACACCGUGAUCACCGUCCUCCCCGAGCCAUCUCACGUAAAAUCCGUCUACGCCUCCAUCCUCGCCGACCUCCCGCUUAGGAAGCGCAUCUUCAUAGACUGCUCCACCAUCGACCCCUCCUCCUCGCGCGAGGUCGCUGCCGCUGUGGCCGCCGCCCAGCCCGAGGGCCAAGGCGUCUUCGUCGACGCGCCCAUGUCGGGCGGCGUCGUCGGCGCCACGGCGGGCACCCUGACGUUCAUGCUCGGCUGCGACGCCGCGCACCUCGCGGCCGUCGAGCCCACGCUUCUGCGCAUGGGCCGCCGCGUGCUGCACUGCGGACCGCAGGGGACGGGUCUCUCGGCGAAGCUGGCCAACAACUACCUGCUCGCCAUCAACAACAUUGCGACGGCCGAGGCGAUGAACCUCGGCAUCCGGUGGGGGCUGGACCCCAAGGUGCUCGCCGGGGUGAUCAACGUCAGCACGGGCAAGUGCUGGCCCAGUGAGGUGAACAACCCCGUCGGGGGCGUCGUCGAGGGGAGCCCUGCGGGGCGGGACUACAAGGGCGGCUUCGGGAUCGGGCUGAUGCGCAAGGACCUCGGCCUGGCCGUCGUCGCGGCCGAAGAGGCGGGCGCGAAGCUGGAGCUGGCGGGCAAGGCGACCGAGGUGUAUGCCGCGGCCGAAGGGCGGGAGGACUGCAAGGGGCGAGACUUCUCUGUGGUGUACCGGUACUUGGGCGGCAAAGAGUGA